Porites evermanni is the source of this 579-nucleotide messenger RNA. NCBI's taxonomy places the organism in Eukaryota, Metazoa, Cnidaria, Anthozoa, Scleractinia, Poritidae. The record is from the annotation of a GenBank genome assembly.
CGGUGUCACAAACCACGAUCGCCAAAUUCCACCCCUCCAUUUCGGCCCAUAGUUUCCUCCAUAGGCACCUACAACUACAGCUUGGCCAAAUACUUAAGUAAUCUCCUCCAACCUCAUAGAGCGGUUUUCACUUGACUGUCGAAAGUAAUUGAGGAAUUGGUUUGGUUUUGGUUUUACUACGCCCUUUGGUUGGCUAGUGUAUUUACUUUGGUUUUGGUUUUACGCCAGUCAAGUGAAAACCGCUCUAUUCCGUCCACAUUCAUUGCUUCAGAUUCCUUCACUUUUGUGAAGGAAAUCAAUGAUCUAUCUUUGCAUGGGAUGUUUAUGGUCUCCUUCGAUGUUGAAAGCCUCUUCACCAACAUACCUCUAGAUGAUUGUAUUAACCUUGCCGUCAAAUAUAUUACUGAGGGUAAUCCAGGGUUGAAACUUAGUAAAAGUGAGCUUAAAAGGCUGUUUGAGUUUGUUACCAAGGAAACUCACUUCCUCUUCAAAAGUAACUUCUGUGAUCAGGUGGAUGUUGUAGCCAUGGGGUCCCACCUUGCCCCUGUUCUCGCCAAUCUCUUUAUGGGUCACCAUGAG